Molecule: messenger RNA, 462 nt
Organism: Hevea brasiliensis (rubber tree)
Lineage: Eukaryota; Viridiplantae; Streptophyta; Magnoliopsida; Malpighiales; Euphorbiaceae
Exons: 2
Coding region: 1-462 (153 amino acids)
Source: RefSeq, a predicted model, not a curated record
AUGGAAGAAGCAGCAGCAAGUGGAUCAGGGACAUACAAUAUUCCUAAUGCAGAAAUGAAGGAAGAAGUUGAGAAGUUAUUAAAAGAAUCUCAUGAAAACCGAAACAAUGCCUCUGCUGUCAGGACAUCCAAUAUUCCUAAUGCAGAAAUGAAGGAAGAAGCUGAGAACUUUUUAAAAGAAUCUCGUGAAAACCUAAACAAUGCUGUUGCUUUCAGGACAUCCACUAUUCCUAAGGCAGAAAUGAAGGAAGAAGUUGAGAAGUUUUUAAAAAAAUCUCAUGAAAAUCGAAACAAUACCUCUGCUAUCAAGUCAGAUGAACAAUCACAUAAACAUAAGGAAGAAGCUGAAAAGUUUUUAAAAGAAUCUCGUGAAAACCUUGUCAAGUCAGAUGAACAGUCACAUGAACAUAGGGAUGAACAUGAACAAGGGGAUGAACAUAGGGAAGAAGUUGGAAGAAGUUGA